GGCGGAAGCGGAAGCGCGCCAUGGCGUCGGUGGUGCUGAGCGAGGCGGAGAAGCUCUACAUCGUGCACGGCGUUCAGGAGGACCUUCGUGUAGAUGGCCGCGGCUGCGAGGACUACAGGUGUGCUGAGGUGGAGACAGAUGUUGUAUCGAACACAAGUGGAUCUGCGAGAGUGAAGCUGGGACACACUGAUAUUUUGGUAGGCGUAAAAGCUGAAAUGGGUGCACCAAAGUUGGAGAAGCCAGAUGAAGGCUACCUGGAAUUCUUUGUUGACUGUUCUGCAAAUGCUACUCCUGAAUUUGAAGGCCGGGGAGGAGAAGAGCUUGGCACAGAGAUAGCAAAUACCCUCUACAGAGCGUUUAGCAGUGAGAGCUGCAUAGAUUUGAAAUCACUUUGUAUUAAUCCCAGAGAGCACUGCUGGGUUCUCUAUGUUGAUGUUUUGUUACUGGAAUGCGGUGGGAACCUUUUUGAUGCGAUCUCUCUGGCAGUGAAGGCAGCUCUCUUCAACACAAGAAUACCAAAAGUGCGUGUUUUGGAGGUGGAAGAAGGCUCUAAGGAGAUUGAGCUCUCUGAUGACCCCUACGAUUGUAUUCGACUCAACGUGGACGAGGUGCCCUGCAUCGUCACGCUGAGCAAAAUUGGGUAUAGGCAUGUGGUGGAUGCCACCCUUCAGGAAGAAGCCUGUUCUUUGGCCAGCCUGCUUAUUUCUGUGACCAGCAAAGGUGCUCUCACUUGUAUGAAGAAAGUGGGGAAAGGCAGCCUUGAUCCAGAGAGUAUCUUUGAAAUGAUGGAGACAGGAAAGAGAGUAGGCAAAUCAUUGCACACAUCCCUACAGAAGAUUUUGGAUGAAGAGGAGAGUUUGGGAACCACACGGCAAAAAGUUGGAUUUCUAGGAUGAGUUUUUAUUAAAUGUUCAAAGGUUUUCUAAUUCGAUUGUGCAAUCUUGUCUGUUUUUAUAUGGAAAAAGGAUAUUUUUGUUCCAGUACCUGCACCCUUCCAGCUAAGAGGCUUCUAAAAUGUUCCUAGGCCUAAGGAAAGCUACGCUGAAGUGUGAAUAAGCAAAUUUGUGGUGCUUUCCACCUACAUGGGUGUCUGCACAUAAGAAGCACGGCAAGAGCAAUAGAUGCAAUUCCUGGGAAUUGC
Messenger RNA from Tinamus guttatus (white-throated tinamou), 1141 nucleotides. It is a transcript of the gene EXOSC7, whose product is annotated as exosome component 7. The record is from RefSeq and is a predicted model, not a curated record. Gene Ontology annotation, molecular function: mRNA 3'-UTR AU-rich region binding. Gene Ontology annotation, cellular component: nuclear exosome (RNase complex); cytoplasmic exosome (RNase complex). Gene Ontology annotation, biological process: nuclear polyadenylation-dependent rRNA catabolic process; U4 snRNA 3'-end processing; U5 snRNA 3'-end processing. NCBI's taxonomy places the organism in Eukaryota, Metazoa, Chordata, Aves, Tinamiformes, Tinamidae.